CUGAGGUGGUUGCGGGACUGUGUCCCUUUACGCUGUCGCGUAACUACCUCGGGUUCACGACUCCCCGUCCGUAACUCUCGAAUCUGACUCGGAUCCGACGGCAGAGAUGAGAACGAAGAGCCCGCGGUCAAUCUAAGGAAGAUCGGAGGCCUCGAGGAGGACAACCACCCCAUCAACAGAACAUCUUGAGAAAGAUAUGAGAUGUACCCAUGUUCAGUGCAAGGACAGGCACUCAUAUCCUCUCAGGCUGCUGGAACACACCAAAGUACGCAGUGACGAUUACCUCUUCUCUUCAACUCACGAAGGAGAUGGGGUCGUGGGAGAGUCUGAUCUCCCUAGCCAACUGGUUAAACUCUUGACCAUACCCACCGCAGCCAAGCAUAGGCUUGGUGGGCUUUUGAGUACGCACGAAACCGGGCGUGUUGUCCCGGUUGCUGCGUUGUGGGUGCUGCUUGACAAUGAUGUCUAUGCUGCUACCCGCCAGAUGUUGAAGUUUCAGGCUGAAAUUGCCCAACUUCCCUGGCAUGCAAUUGAGCUCCAAGCCUGGCUUAUCUAUUGUGGCACACUCAAUGAUGCCUCUUUCAGACUCGCCAUUAAGCGCGAGAUAGCCCAGAUCGCUUUUGCCGGUCUAGAUAGGCAUGGCCCUGUCCCCGACACCCGCCAAAUCAGGGAGUCUGGGCGCCUUUGGAUCGAUACUAUCAGCCUCGUCCCUCGUGAGACCUGGUCGGAUGCACUCAUCACCAAUUACAAUAGAGUGAAUGAGAUUGUCCAGCAGCAGCGCACCGAGCGUGCUCCUCAGCGAGCUAGUGCUGCUGGUUCCGUUGUUGGUGCUGAUCGCGUCUCAGUUACCUCAACUCAUCCUGAACCCUGAUAUGAGUCAAUCUUGAGAGGAUAUGAGUGCAAGGACAGGCAAUCAUGAAAGAACUGCGUAUUUGAGGAAUAUAGUCAGUCGUUCACGAUUUGUGAACAGCAACAUAAGCCGCCCAAGGCUGUAGGGCAAGGUCGGCUUCAUAUGCGGACGAAAGCAUG
This is a messenger RNA of Fimicolochytrium jonesii, 1029 nucleotides long. RefSeq lists its product as uncharacterized. The record is from RefSeq and is a predicted model, not a curated record. Lineage: Eukaryota; Fungi; Chytridiomycota; Chytridiomycetes; Spizellomycetales; Powellomycetaceae. The transcript has a single exon. Bases 197 to 871 code for a protein of 224 amino acids.